Molecule: messenger RNA, 1761 nt
Organism: Zerene cesonia (dogface butterfly)
Lineage: Eukaryota; Metazoa; Arthropoda; Insecta; Lepidoptera; Pieridae
Exons: 2
Coding region: 1-1761 (586 amino acids)
Source: RefSeq, a predicted model, not a curated record
AUGCAUUCAAUGUUUUUCGUCGUCGUGUCGCUGGCGUUACUCGCAGCAUGCGCUUGCGCCCCAAGCGGCGAUGUGAUCCAGCACAUCCCACCAAAUCACGAAGCAAUACAGUCAGCUACAGAAAGAAAGGCUGCGGCAUCUGGUGCUGCGGUAGAAAAUGUUGGAUCUUCUAAGCCUUUGGGCCUUGCUAGAGAGCGUAGAGACCUAGGUGGCGAUGAAAGCGAUCUACUUCCCUCCGACCAGAACGUUGCCUCGCCUUUUGGUGAGAGCUCACUCGAUGGGCGCGGCCGCAUCAGGGUAUUCAAAGUCAGUGCAGGAAUAUCUCCAGUACAUGACUUUAGAAAUCAAUUAAAUUCACAAGUAGUCGGAGAUAAGCUGAUUAUGUCAUCACCGCACAACGUAAUCAAACACUUGGAUAACUCUAUUCUGAAGGCAACCAAAAAUGUAACUAAUAAUCCAAAAAUGGAGGAAACUCUAUACCAAAUGUCAAAGGAUUUAGUAUCUGCCAUUCUAUCUAAACUUGAAAUCCAGGAUAAAAUGACUAGGAUAACCCGCGAGGCUUUAGAUGCACCAGGUAAAAGUAAAGGUAUGACAGCCAUUGAAACACGACGUAUUUUAGACUAUAUAUCGAGAACGUUGUCCGGACAUAUUUUGUCUAUCACUAGAGCGUCUACAGAACCUGAGUUACAUCGGUUAGUGUACGGCUUGGCACAAAUAGCCGCAGAAGUAUCCAUAGUAUCCGCACUAAAGGAUAUAACAUAUUCAACCGCAUUAUCUAAAAAGCAAUCUGUUGACUUAUCACUCCGAAAAAAGAGAUCUUUAAACGUAGAUCGAAAUAGUAUAACAACACAACGUGCGAUUCAAUCAACUAUAUAUAAUGUGAUUUUAAAUAAGCCGCCCGCUUUCGUACGUGACAAUUCAACUGAAUCCCCAAAAAUUAACAUUCUUUCCAAUAUAUCACGAUACUCAGUUAUUUUAUCAAACGCUAAAACACCAGUUCGAAUUGCACCAAGUAAGAAAAGAGUAUUAUCAAUGCCAUCGAAAGGAUUUUUAAAUCAAACAGUCUUAGACACAAUAGCGAAUGACGACGUAAAUGAAACUGAAGCUAUUUUACUUGAAAAUAAACUGAAUGCUACACAUUUCGUUACACAAGAUAGCCAAACACUUGAUACCCAAGAAAUGAGUGCUCCAAAUCUCAUAGAUGAUUGGGUUGAUCCCAAAGAGAAAAUAUACACAUUAAAUCCUGAUGUUAUUGCUGAAAUGGAAAUUGACCAACCAGAAGCAGUAGAUGAUGAAAUAACCAACGAGAAAAGGGCGAAACAAAAAUUAGAAAAAUUAGAGGUAAAAGCUAAAAAAGCUAUAUUAUAUGCGGGAGAUGUAGCAUACUUAACAGCUGCUAGUGUUGUUGCUAUGAGACGAGCUUUAACGGCAUCGAUUGAGGUACAAAUGUCUGUAAAAUUUGCCAAGAAUGGAAUGUCUAACCAUGAAGACUUAAUGAUGAAUUUAGCCAAAACUGCAGCUCAGCAAGCUGGAAAAGAGGCAAAGAGUGCCGCCUCCAAGUCUUUGGCAUGCGAACGAGUAAUAAAGUUAGCCCUUAAAUACACUGCACAAUCGAAAGGUGCAAAACUGAACCAUGUUGCAAACAGAGUAGUGAUGGACACAUUGUCAUUAGCAACUCUCGCUAAAUCUAUGGCUUUCGUAUCGUCUGAUAUUGCGAUAAAUUCAUUAUAUCAAGCAACUGACGUAAAACCACCGUCAUAA